UGCCCGCCUUGGCGGGCCCGUGUCAGGAUGGGGUAGAGCCAGCGCCAGUGUGGCGAUGGGCCGCCCUCUGGGCACCGAGCAGCCCCCGGAGGCCUGACAGACCAAGAGGACCCGGGAGGAUCCUCGCCUGGAUGUCAAGCGAAUGCCUCUGGCCCCUCCAGCGAACUCGGUGGAAACCAUGGCUUCUUUGAUGCCUCUUUCCCCAUAUCUGAGUCCCACGGUCCUCCUGCUAGUCAGCUGUGACCUGGGUUUUGUGCGAGCAGACCGACCUCCCUCUCCUGUGAAUGUGACGGUCACUCAUCUCAGAGCCAACUCGGCCACUGUGUCCUGGGACGUCCCAGAAGGCAACAUCGUCAUUGGCUACUCCAUUUCCCAGCAACGACAGAAUGGCCCCGGGCAGCGUGUAAUCAGAGAGGUGAACACCACCACUAGGGCCUGUGCUCUUUGGGGCCUGGCUGAAGACAGUGACUACACCGUGCAGGUCAGGAGCAUCGGCCUCCGGGGAGAGAGCCCCCCAGGGCCCCGUGUGCACUUCCGCACUCUCAAGGGUUCAGACAGACUGCCCUCCAAUAGCUCCAGCCCAGGUGAUAUUACAGUGGAGGGUCUGGAUGGAGAGCGGCCAUUGCAGACAGGGGAAGUCGUCAUCAUUGUAGUGGUAUUGCUCAUGUGGGCUGCUGUAAUCGGGCUAUUCUGCCGCCAGUAUGACAUCAUCAAGGACAACGACUCCAACAACAACCCCAAGGAGAAGGGGAAGGGGCCUGAACAGAGUCCUCAGGGAAGGCCAGUGGGGACAAGACAGAAAAAGUCUCCAUCCAUCAACACCAUUGAUGUUUGAGUGAAUGAAGAACCCGAACCAGAAGAGAGGAUGCACUGUAUGACUAUGUGGGGCGGGGUGGAGCCAGGGAAAGCCGAAGAUGGUGAUCUGCUUGAGACUCCCACAAGGCAGUAUGCUCCCAGAAUCUCAGGCUGGUACCCAUCCUCUUUCUACUGUGAGCAGGGCCAGAACCUAGGCCUGGUAGACUCUGUAUCCCUGGACCUGGGAGUGGAUUUCAAAUGGAGCAUCUCCUCCCAUCCCCCAGGUCCAGGGGAGAAUCACUUAUUCAACCCUAUCCCACUAGGUUCUGGAUAGGGGCCCCAUGUCACCUGCAUCAGGACUCUUGGCACCCACUAGCUGCCCCUACAGCUUGCCUCUGGGCUUCGGAGAAGGGCAUUUCUGUCCAUGUUGCCCUCCUCCAGAGUCAGAAGAACCAUCUGGGCCUAGAGGCAGAGGCUGCACUGCACUAUUCCAAUGUCUUCCACGGAGCCUCGGGUGCUCCGCCCUCACCUGGCAGCCCCUCCAGCUGCUGCUGAGCUCACCCCUGGGACAUUUUUCCAAUAAAGGUUCUUGGACAAACUGGAACUGACUGGUAUACUGUAUGGUAUGCUGAAGACAUCUAUCUCCAUGCCUUGUCAGUUCUUCUCCCAUCUCCACCAACCUAAAAGGACAGAGUCAUUAUAAGAUGUUUUCGUCAAUGUGUCAAUGUAUUCAUCUAAGAUGGGCGGAGAGAGAAAGAAGGGAAGGGGAUGGAAAGCCAGAGGCCUCCCUUCUUUGUCUUUGCUGAAUGAGAAGAGAGAAAAUGAGAAGUCACAGUUUUCAUACCAACGGAAACCAGGUCAUGUCAUGUCAUAUAAAAGGGCCAGUAGAUUUUUUUUUUUAAUCUUUGUUCAGGACCUUGUGCAUACUAAGCAAAUGUCCUAUCGUUGAGCUAUAUAACCAGUCCCUUCCCCACUCUUAUGACUCCAACACUCACUUUGGGGAAAUGGUCAGAAGGGCUGGGCUGUCUUGGGAGCUGACAGGAGAGCAGCUACAACUAAUGUGUCCUUGGUGCCAUGUGUCCUCACCCUGUGCACACCAGUGCCUCGUCUUUGUUUCCUUUUUCAUCUAUGUCUCUGUUCAUUCAAAAUUAAUAAUAAUUGUAAUCCAUAAAUGAGUUUAUAUUUAUACUCUAACAUAUCCAGAGGAUUCUAGAAAUAAAGAUGAGGGGUUUGGAUGCCCCUGUUGAAAAAAAUUGUAA
This is a messenger RNA of Mastomys coucha (southern multimammate mouse), 2054 nucleotides long. It is a transcript of the gene Fndc4, whose product is annotated as fibronectin type III domain containing 4. Gene Ontology annotation, molecular function: protein binding. NCBI's taxonomy places the organism in Eukaryota, Metazoa, Chordata, Mammalia, Rodentia, Muridae. The record is from RefSeq and is a predicted model, not a curated record. Bases 143 to 835 code for a protein of 230 amino acids. The transcript is spliced from 7 exons.